GAGGAGCGCGCCGGCCGCGGCCGCGGGGGGGGGGUUUGGAAAAAUGACUCAGUAAGUUCAGCGCGCCCGCUCCGGCCGGCCCUGCGCCUCCCGCCGCGCCCGGGAUGUAUUCGUCCCCGCUCUGCCUGACCCAGGAUGAGUUCCACCCGUUCAUCGAGGCGCUGUUGCCUCACGUCCGCGCCUUCGCCUACACCUGGUUCAACCUGCAGGCGCGGAAGCGCAAGUACUUCAAGAAGCACGAGAAGCGGAUGUCGAAGGACGAGGAGCGCGCGGUGAAGGACGAGCUGCUGGGCGAGAAGGCCGAGGUCAAGCAGAAAUGGGCGUCGCGGCUGCUGGCCAAGCUGCGCAAGGACAUCCGGCCCGAGUGCCGCGAGGACUUCGUGCUGGCCAUCACCGGCAAGAAGGCGCCGGGCUGCGUGCUCUCCAACCCCGACCAGAAGGGCAAGAUGCGCCGCAUCGACUGCCUGCGCCAGGCCGACAAGGUGUGGCGGCUGGACCUGGUCAUGGUCAUCCUCUUCAAGGGCAUCCCGCUGGAGAGCACCGACGGCGAGCGCCUGGUCAAGGCGGCGCAGUGCGGCCACCCGGUGCUCUGCGUGCAGCCGCACCACAUCGGCGUGGCAGUCAAGGAGCUCGACCUCUACCUGGCCUACUUCGUGCGCGAGCGAGAUGCAGAGCAAAGCGGCAGUCCCCGGGCGGGGAUGGGCUCCGACCAGGAGGACAGCAAGCCCAUCACACUGGACACCACCGACUUCCAGGAGAGCUUCGUCACCUCCGGUGUGUUCAGCGUCACUGAGCUCAUCCAAGUGUCCCGGACACCUGUGGUGACUGGAACAGGACCCAACUUCUCCCUGGGGGAGCUGCAGGGACACCUGGCAUAUGACCUAAAUCCAGCCAGCACCGGCAUGAGAAGAACGCUACCCAGCACAUCCUCCAGCGGGAGCAAGCGGCACAAAUCGGGCUCGAUGGAGGAAGACGUGGACACGAGCCCCGGCGGCGAUUACUACACCUCGCCCAGCUCUCCCACGAGUAGCAGCCGCAACUGGACGGAGGACAUGGAAGGAGGCAUCUCAUCCCCGGUGAAGAAAACAGAGAUGGACAAGUCCCCUUUCAACAGUCCGUCUCCCCAGGACUCGCCCCGCCUCUCCAGCUUCACCCAGCACCACCGGCCCGUCAUCGCCGUGCACAGUGGGAUCGCCCGGAGCCCUCACCCGUCCUCGGCCCUGCACUUCCCCACCACGUCCAUCCUGCCCCAGACGGCCUCCACCUACUUCCCGCACACGGCCAUCCGCUACCCACCUCACCUCAACCCCCAGGACCCGCUCAAAGAUCUUGUGUCGCUGGCCUGCGAUCCGGCCAGUCAGCAACCUGGACCGUUAAAUGGAAGUGGCCAGCUCAAAAUGUCCAGUCACUGCCUUUCUGCUCAGAUGCUGGCACCCCCGCCCCCCGGGCUGCCGCGGCUGGCGCUCCCCCCCGCCACCAAACCCACCUCCGAGGGAGGAAGCUCGUCGCCGACCUCGCCCUCCUACUCUACGCCCGGCACGUCCCCUGCAAACCGUUCCUUUGUGGGAUUAGGACCAAGGGAUCCAACGGGCAUUUAUCAGGCACAGUCCUGGUAUCUGGGAUAAGAAAGAUUUCUUCCCACGCCCUGCUCCUUCGUCCCGGGAAUCGCGGGGAGCCACACAGCCGGCCCCCGGCCCACGUUUUCGGUGGCAAGCUAGAGCAAGCAAGAACACCCCGCUGACUCCCAGCCCGGCCGAAAGACAAAACACACAGACACAUAACACACAGGAGGAAAAGAAAAAAGAAAAAAAAAAAGGAGAAAAAAAAAAAAAAGACAAACGGGAAAAAAAACAAAAACAAAAGAAAACCACACAUAAAAAUAAACCCACCCAACCAAGAAGAUAAAAGGUAAAGAUGGCAACGCUUCGGACUCUCGGGAUGCUGCGGCCGGACGGACCGGACCGGAGGGCCAGGCCCCACCGCCCCUGGGAGCGGGCGCUCGGGGCGUCCUAAGUUAUUCAUCUCCUCUCGCUGCUGCUCUGGGAGGGCUGGCUGCCCCCACCUCCGCCCUGGACCAGGUGAGCGCAGCCUGGUGCCCAUGCCCAGCCGACGGGGCAGGACACCCAGCGAGGCCGCCUCUCCCGCGCGCCCCCAUCGCCACUGCCACUGGGACAGUGUUUGCCAAGUGGGGAGGCAGCCCCCGGGGGGCCGGCGAGGACCCCGGUGGCAGGCAGCAGAGGCCACCGCAGAGGCUGGGGUGGGCAGGGGUGCGACGGGGGCAGAAGAGGGUUGCGGGGAGACCCCGGGCGUCGCCGGGGGACAAGGACGCAUGGCCAAUACUCUCUCAGGAGUGCCCCGCGGUUGUGGACGUCUCCGCCCCCCCCCCCCCCACCCAGAGCGCGCCGGGGACUCGGUCUUUGGUGAAGCCCCGCGCGCAGGCCCGGUUUGGGAGACAUCUCUAUGCAAAUGACCCCCAGCCCGCCCCGCCCCAGGCAUAGGAGGCCACCCUAGCGCACCCCAGCCCCCGGGGGAGGGCCCCGCGUUGCACACACUGUAAGAAAUGCACUUUCCGAGGAGGGGGCUGGGGGCGGUGGAGCGGAGGGGCCCGGGGCUGCUCUGGACUCUCCAUCCACCCAAGCCCUGAAUGGGGAGGACCCCACCACCCCGCUUAGCCCAUGGAGGUGUGGGAGGUGAGAGCGAGUGGUUUAAGUGCCUGAUUCCCACCGCCCGCCCCCCCUCCCCUUGGUCCAGCUGGGAAGCGAGUGGCUGUGGGCAUCCUCCAGCCUCCCCCCCACAACCCGGCCCCUCCAGUUGCUG
Molecule: messenger RNA, 2817 nt
Organism: Mesoplodon densirostris (Blainville's beaked whale)
Lineage: Eukaryota; Metazoa; Chordata; Mammalia; Artiodactyla; Ziphiidae
Gene: NFIC
Product: nuclear factor I C
Exons: 11
Coding region: 105-1625 (506 amino acids)
Biological process (GO): regulation of transcription by RNA polymerase II
Cellular component (GO): nucleus
Molecular function (GO): DNA-binding transcription factor activity, RNA polymerase II-specific; RNA polymerase II cis-regulatory region sequence-specific DNA binding
Source: RefSeq, a predicted model, not a curated record